Messenger RNA from Candoia aspera, 4850 nucleotides. It is a transcript of the gene CARNS1, whose product is annotated as carnosine synthase 1. The transcript has 11 exons. Gene Ontology annotation, molecular function: ATP binding; ATP hydrolysis activity; carnosine synthase activity. Gene Ontology annotation, biological process: carnosine biosynthetic process. The record is from RefSeq and is a predicted model, not a curated record. NCBI's taxonomy places the organism in Eukaryota, Metazoa, Chordata, Lepidosauria, Squamata, Candoiidae. The coding region runs from base 370 to 3234 and encodes 954 amino acids.
GGUCAGCGGCUGAAGGCGUCUCUGGUUCCGGCGAGCGCCCGCCUGCUUUGCUCCGAGGCUUGCUAAACUGCCGCUCUUCAUUGGGUAUGCCUCUCCAGCCUCUCCAUAAAGCCAGCCUGCGUGCCUGAAUCCGCGGUCAUUCUGCGCUCCUUCCACCCGCCCUCGCCAGCGGACCGGAUCGUGCGGCUUGGCCAUAGCAUCGUUCCCCCCAUUUCGAGGUUCCAUCUUAGGGUAAAUGACAUUGCAGCUGGAUCCGGAUCAAAUAAUCAAGAGACCUGCCAGCCGAUCAGUGCUCAGCUCCUGAGUGACAAUUGGCUGCCUUGACCUGUCCUCCUCCUCUUUCUUCGAAGAGUAUCUUCAUCCUGAACAAUGCUGUCCCUGGACCAGAUCCAUACUGAACCACCCCAAACACCCAAGGAGUUGGAUUGGGCAGAACAGAGCUUUCUUCCGCCCCUGAGUCCAUUGUGCAGUGCCUGGCACCGGGAUACAUUCCAGGACAGCAAAAUUAGCCCUGAGGAUGCCCAAGCGAGGGCCUGGGCAGCCUAUUACUAUGACUCGUUGCAGUGCAGCUUACAGCAGGAAGGUCUCCCAGAAACCAUCGAUCUCACCAAGAAGCCCCGGUCAGGAUUUGGGCCAUCAGAUAUAACCAUCUGUGUCUUGGGUUCCCCUGCUUCAUACCUGUCAGUGCUUCUGGAAGGUGGCAACCAGUGCCCUGGUAACAUGCUGCUGUGCUUGUCACCAGCCUGGCUCUCCAAGGUUCCAUCAGAAACCCACCCUGGAGAGUCAUCCUUAUUUGUACUGAAGGCUGUGACAUUUGAGCUUGGUGGUCGCACAGUGCUGGAAGAAUUUCCUUCCCCACGUCGGGUCAGCUACUUCACAGGGAGCUUUGGACCCUGCAAGAUGCAGGGCCAGUCAGCAGCAGAACUGGCCCGAGAUCUUGACUGCCCCACGGGAGGUUCGGGAGAGUUGACUCGCCUGCUAGAGGACAAGUUGCUGACCCGGCAGCUCAUGGAUCAGAAGGGAGAAGUAGCUGUGCCCCCCACCCUGGCCUUCACCUUCAAGCGCCCAUUGCUCCUACACAACGUGACAGAAGAGCAGCGCAUCCACGUGGUUGAACUGAGUGGCCGGGAAGGACAAGACAACCUUCUGCCGGAGGAAAUUACAGCCUUCUUGAAAGGUGGUGCAAUGGAGUCCUACAAGCAGGUAGUGGUGAAGCCCUCAGGCUGGCGCUGCAAUGGAACCCAAGCUGUAUCAUUUCAUGACAAGUCAGAACAUGGAAGUGUCCUGCAGGCUGUCCUUACUCUGCUGGAGACUCUAGAGGAAGAGGAGAGCAUUUUGCUGGAGCCUUUCAUUCCUACUGCUCACAUCAUCCAGUCUGGGCCUUUGGAUACAAACAACUCCCCAGUUCCAGGCAGCAUAUCUCUGCAGCCCAAUCUGGCAAUCCGAAUAUGUGCUGUUGUUUGCAGAUCCCGAAAAGACCAGCCUCUGCUAAGCAAGGUAAUAUGUGGUGUAGGUCCGGCAAAUAAGCCCCUGAAGCACCAGACCACAGUGCCUCAGACUCUGGAAAGCAGCCUACGGCACUGGGGACUAAAAGAUGAGGUCCAGAUUGCUGCAAUCCAUGCCCAGAUUAAGCAGAAAGCGGAGGCAGCCAUGAAGGCCUUCAUGGAUAUGGAGACUAGUCUAUCAGCUGAGCAGAAAGGUAGUCGCCAAGCACAAACUGACAUUAUUGGGGUGGAUUUUCUUCUGAGCUCAGAGGACCAGGUGUUGCAAUUGGUAGCCCUGGAGAUGAACUCACAGCUGUGCCUGGAGGCUUGCUCAGUCCUUGAAUCCAUGGGCCGGAUGGUGGGGGCCCCAGGAGGCGAGACAGCAUGGGCCUUGGUGGAGACAAUGCUGCAUCGUGCACAGUGCCACCUGAUGGAGGGCAAACAUGUGCUGGUGAUUGGGGCCGGCGGAUUCAGCAAAAAGUUCGUCUGGGAGGCAGCCAGGGACUACGGGCUAAAAAUCCAUCUGGUGGAGACCGAUCCCAACCAUUUUGCCUCCCAACUGGUGCACACCUUCAUCCACUAUGACACCACAGACCACAGGAGGGAUGAGGAGCAUGCCCAGGCCCUGCUGGGGCUUAUUCAGGAGAGGGGCCUGCAUCUGGAUGGCUGCCUGUCCUACUGGGAUGACUGUAUGGUCCUGACUGCGCUGGUAUGUGAAGGGCUGGGCCUGCGCUGCAGCUCCUCAACUGCCAUGCGAGUGGCCAAGCAGAAGAGCCGCACUCACCAGCACUUGCUGCGGCGGUGCAAGGAGGGGUCCCGCUGGUCCUCUGCAGCACUCUAUGCUGUGCCAUGCUGUCACCUGGAGAGCCAUGCUGAUGUGGAGCAAGCUGCUGGCCACAUUAAUUUCCCAGGUGUCAUGAAGCUCGAGUAUGGGGCUGGGGCAGUAGGGGUAAAGCUGGUGGAAGACGCCCAGCAGUGUCAUCUGCACUUUGACAAGAUCUCACAGGAUCUGCAGGAUGACUCUGAUUAUUUAGGCAUUGGGCUGGGUUGGGGCAAUACCAUGCUAUUGAUGGAGUAUGUCUCAGGCACUGAGCAUGAUGUGGAUCUGGUGAUAUAUGAGGGGCGGAUGUUGGGGGCAUUCGUGUCUGACAAUGGGCCCACCCGGGUGCCCAACUUUACAGAGACAGCAGCCUGCAUGCCCACCUGCCUGCCCCCGGAUUGUGAGGCACAACUUAUCCAUGCUGCCUAUCAGUGCUGCUUAGGUUGUGGACUCACUGAUGGCGUCUUCAAUGUGGAGCUCAAGUUGACAGCUGCAGGCCCCAAGCUGAUUGAAAUCAAUCCUCGCAUGGGUGGCUUCUACCUCCGCGACUGGAUUCAGGAGAUCUAUGGAGUAGACAUUAUGCUAGCCUCUGUCAUGGUUGCCUGUGGAGUGACCCCAAUCUUGCCCACUCGUUCUCGUCCCCGUACAAACCUAGUGGGAGUGAUGUGCUUAGUGUCACAGCAUCUGCAGGCCCUCAAAUCCACAGCUAGCCUUGAGACGCUCCAGGCCCUACAUGAGCGUGGUGUCAUCCGACUCAAUCUGCUUGAAGAUGAGAUUGUGUCUAAAGAAUAUGAGGAGCCUUAUUGCAAUGUGGCUUGUGCCAGUUCUAGUCGCCAUGAGGCCUGCCUCAAGCUACUAGGCAUCUGCCAGGUGCUGGGCAUUGACUCACUGCAUUACCCUGUUGCUCACUUCCUCUCUCACUUCAAAUAGCCUUGGAGAUACAGCUCCCUCAGGUUGGAGCUGAACUUGCAUGUGCAAGAGAGAAAGAGACUUGAUUAUUCCUUCUAAGUUAUCCCCCCCAGUUAUCCCUAAGUGAUCACCACUGGGGUUUCCAUUAUACAAACUUCCUAUUUACUAAGUCUUUUUGGAGCCAUCUCUGGGAAGUGCUCACACCUUGAAAGGGCUCACUUCUUUUGUGAAAGGAUUCUAAUAAUAACAACUAUGAAAUCCUUCCCUUCUUCUGCCCUCUUUGUGAGGCCAUUUUCUUCUCUUUUAUUUGUACUUCUGAUUAAUCCCCUAAGACCCAGCCCCUGCUUUCUAAAUUACUCAUGCCCCAGACCAUAGACAGAGUGAAGUUCCAGGCUCUUCACUUUCUUCCCCUGAAAAAAGGGGAAGCUUCUUUGAGAUAGCCCUGGAGAGAACCUAUCUCAUGCUUCCAGGAUCAAUGGAAGAGAAAGCUUGGGUCAGAUCUUUUACAGUCUGUAUCAGCCAAUAUUUAGCCAGCAAUGUGCUACAAUAAAUUAGCAAGUGCUGUUUCUGAAAGCACUUGUUUUUCUGAAAGGAACCUUUGUAUGCAGACUCCAUCCGUAUACAGGUGAGCAUCUAAAUACCCAAACCAACCUACCAUAACAAAAGGACCAUAUGCAAACAUACAAUAACAGAUGUUUAGUGGUCAUAUGUAAGACACUCAACAAGAUCUGCUGGCUCCACACUUGCAAACCUUCAAUUAAUAUUCUAGUCCCUUCUGAUCCCUUUUAGAAGCUAAAGAACAACUCUGUGUUCAUCAAACAACCAUAAAAUAAUAGAGGGCAUCAGAACUAUGCUGUGGUGAGCCUUCAUAUUCAUAAUUGCUGCUGGGAAAAGCCACUAUAUAUAUUCCCUGUGCUUGUAAGAGAAACAGCUGUAGACAUCUCCUUACCUCUGUAAUGUGCCAAGGGCCUCACAAAAGGAUAUUACUAUAACAACAUUUCGAAGCACAUGACAACAGCCCAUUAUUAUAACAUUUCCCGGUGAAUGAUUGCACUACUAACUGCAGAUGAUCAGCCUUCCAGUGGAACUCCAAUGGCCUUAAGGGCCUACAGUACUGAGUAGCCAUAAUGCCAGCAUUCCAGAGUUUCUGCAGUAACAAGCCAUGAUCUUACCACCGCUCUGAAUUGUGAAGCAGCUACGCUUUGUUCAUAGUCCAGACAUCCCCAAAUACAUAACGUUCCUUCAGCACCAGCUUCCUUAAGCAUGCUUAUAACCAGCAUAAAGAGCAAUGUGAAAAUAGAGUGUAAAUUCGUACAGCUGAAGAGCUUCUCUGUCUUUUUCAUGGUUUCCUCCCACUUUCAUGACUAAUGGAAAAGCAAUUGGCAGAUGUGGCAGCUGAACUGCCUGAGAGAAUAUUCAGAGCCUGUGAGAUUUAAAAUAACAAACACCUUGAUCCCAUUUGGAUUAAGGAAUUGGGAACUGGGAGCUUUAAGGUAGUCACAGUUGGUUAUCAGUAGGAGCAUUAGAUAAACAUGUCCCCUUAACUGGUUGGUGACCCUGCCUGCCUAUUUCUCCAUAACUUCUGUAAUCAAGCAGGUAUAAUAGUUUUUUCCCCAAUAAAAUGCCAUGCAAAAAUA